GAUCAAAAGGCAAGCAGCAACCUGCUAAAGCAACCAACACAUUCCUUUGCCUCUCGGUUGGCCAUGCACAUUAAGCAGGUAGUGGUGUGCGGUUUCCGCAGCUAUAAGGACCAGGUGGCAGUGGAUCCCUUCAGCAACCAACACAAUGUGGUGAUUGGUCGCAACGGCACUGGCAAGUCCAACUUCUUCGACGCCAUCCGCUUCGGGCUACUCACGUCUCGCUUCGCCAACCUGCGGCCGGACGAGCGUCAGGCGUUGCUGCACGAGGGAUCAGGCAAGCACGUCAUGUCGGCGUACGUGGAGAUCGUCUUUGACAAUAGCGACGGACGCCUGCCCGUGGACGACACGGAAGUGACUCUGAGACGCACCAUUGGCGUCAAGAAAGACGAGUUUUUCCUUAACCGCAAACACAUAACCAAGAGCGACGUGGUGCAUCUACUGGAGAGCGCGGGUUUCUCACGCUCCAACCCGUAUUACAUUGUGCAGCAGGGCAAGGUCAACGCCCUGGCCGUCAUGCGCGAGCGCGAGCGACUGGAACUGCUCAAGGAGGUGGCAGGCACUAAAGUGUACGAGGACCAACGAGUCAAGUCACUUAAGAUUUUACAAGAAACACAGACCCAACGAGAAAAGAUCCAGGAGGUCGUGAGUUAUAUUGAAGAGAGACUAGCAGAGCUGGAGGAGGAGAAAGAGGAACUUAAAGAGUACCAACAAUUAGACAGAGAACAGCGUGCUCUGGAGUACACGAUGCACGAGAAGGAGCUGCAGAAUGUGCGAGCAGAGAUCGAAGCACUGGACAAACAGAGACAAGAGGAGAGCGCCAGGUCCACGGAUCUACACGAGAAGCUCUUGCACGUCCGAACGGAGAUCAGUCGGAUUGAAAGUGACCAUCAGAGGAAAGAGCAAGAUCUGGCACAGCUUAUGGAGGAGCAGAAGAGCCAGGAGGACGAGCGGAAAGGACUGAUGGAAGCUCGAUACAAGCUGGAGAUGGAGGUGCAAGAACUGAAGGAGCAGAUCCGCUCUGAUGCUGAGCAGCGGUCGACUGUAUCCAAGGAGGCGGAAGUGGUGAAGCACGAGAUUGAAGCCAAGCGAGCUCAGCUGAAUAAUGAGAUUCUUCCUGCACUUCGACAGGCUGAGCAAGCGCAUGACCAAGUAGCCCGAAAUGUGCAAGAGUGCAGAGCGCAGUCGGAGCAUCUGAUCGCCAAGCAAAGCCGCAAAAGUCAGUUCCGUACUCAGCAAGAGCGUGACGAUUAUCUGCAGCGUGAGAUCAGUGACAUUGAGAGCUUGGUGCGUCGAAAAGAAGGCGACACGGGGUCGUUGAGGAACUCUAUUGAGGGUCUGGAGAAGUCUAUUGAAGGGUCUGAGCGGACACUCGACCAGCACAUUGAAGAGCUACGUGAACACCGCCGCCGAGUGGAUGCAGUCGGAGCAGAAGUGCGGCGUCUAAAGGAGCAGCGCAACUAUCUGAGUGAAGAGCGCAAGGCAAAGUGGCGCGAGGAGAACCAGAUUUCGUACGAAUUGCGCGAGCUGAAGAAGAAAGUGAGCGAGGGAGAGAAUGCGUUGCAGAGCACAAUGGCGUAUGACGUCCGCCGCGGUCUACAGGCAGUCCGGGAGAUGCAAGAUCGGAUCCGAGGAGUUUAUGGACCGCUGAUCGAUCUCGUGCGACCUGUUGAUGAGCGUUAUUGUAUCGCAGCGGAUGAAGCCGCUGGUGGUGCGCUUUUCCACGUUGUCGUAGACACGGAUGACACGGCGACACGGAUUAUGGGGGAGCUGGACAAGAAGAACCUGGGCCGACUUACUUUUUUGCCCCUCAAUCGCCUGAAAGUGAAGGAUCACUUCGACUAUCCUCGAAAUGACGACGUUGUCGCGCUGGUGGAGAAGCUGGAAUAUCCUGCCGAGAUUCGCAGAGCUGUUAUGGCAGCCUUUGCUAAGAAAUUACUGUGUCGGGACUUGGACACGUGCGUUAGGUAUGCAGAGCAGACAAACAUGGACUGCUUGACGUUGGACGGUGAUAUGGUUCACCGUCGUGGUGCUCUGAACGGUGGCUUUAAAGACCCUCGUCGAUCUCGGACCCGAGCGAUGAUGGAGGUGAAGCAGGCGCAAGUGGAUCUAGAGAGAGUGGCUGAAAGAGCUCGAAGAGUGACAGCAGAGUCUCAGCAAGCAGAUCAGCGAGUGACCAGCAUUAUCAGCGAUAUCCAGAAACUCGAGGCUGAAAAGAACCGUGCCAUUUCCGCUCAUGAACGCUUGUACGACGACAUAUCUCGACGAAAGAAUCAUAUUCGCACUGAGAAAGAAAAUUUGGCUCAGAGAGAGCGAAGCUGCGAGCUUCAGGAACGAGAGGUGAAGGAGCUUGUCGCGAAGGUUACGGCGCUUCGUUCGGAGCUUCUUACUCCCAUGCAAGACUCCUUGACAGCUGACGAACACCAAUUGCUACACUCCUUAUCUACCAAUAUUUCCCUGCUGGAAGCUGAAGAACGAGAUCAACGACAGCGCCUUGAAGAAAUACGCUCGGAGAAGGAGAACAUCAAGACGGUGUUGGAAGAAAACCUUAUUCGCCGUGAGAAUGAACUAGCGCGACAACUUGGAGAGGGUAUUGAGGAGCUGGCAAUUUGUGAGCGAGAGGAAAAUCUCAAGGCGAAGCAAAUCGACUUGGACGAUGCCUCGCGUCUGGUGGAUGACAACUCGUCGUCGCUGAAAGAGCUUGAGCAAAAGAUCGAGGCGUUGCAGGAGGAAAUCGCAAAUGAGAAAGCCCAGGUGGAUGCUUUGAACGGAGAAGAUGUGUCACUGAGCGACCAGAUGCAGCAGGAGGCUCGGGAAGCAGAAAAGAUUUUGAGUAAGCACCGGCGUUUGGUCAAGAAGCGCGAGGAUGCAACGCGAGAUAUUCGCGAGCUAGGAACGCUGCCAAUUUCUGAGCUCGAGAAGUUUAAGACGCUGCCGUACUCAGACGUGAUCAAGCAGUUCAAGCACCGGAAUGAAAAGUUGAAGAAGUACAACCACGUGAAUAAGAAGGCGUUGGAUCAAUUUAUGAGUUUCAACGAGCAGCGUACGACGCUUUUGGAGCGGAAGCAGGAGAUUGACGACGCCUACAACUCGAUCAAGGACCUGAUCGAUGUGCUGGAUAAGCGUAAAGAUGAAGCCAUCUUCCGUACGUUCAAAGGCGUAGCAGGCUAUUUCUCUGAAGUAUUCCGUGAGCUGGUACCAACGGGCGAAGGCAAGAUGAUUCUGGUUGGUGCUGACACUAGCCAGAAUGGCACGGCGAAUGGAGGCGAUGCGUCAGUGGAGUCGAAUGUUGACACGUACUCUGGAGUGCAGAUUAAGGUGAACUUCCGAGGAGAGGGUGACUCUUAUUUGAUGCAGCAGCUCUCCGGUGGCCAGAAAGCAUUGGUGGCUCUCGCCUUCAUCUUUGCGAUCCAGCGAGUGGACCCAGCUCCUUUUUAUUUAUUUGACGAGAUCGACCAAGCGUUGGACUCCACUCAUCGAGCUGCUGUCGCAACCUUGAUUCACCGCCAAGCGCACUCAAAAGAUAACCCGGCACAGUUCAUCACGUCAACUUUCCGUCCCGAGUUGGUGAAUAUCGCUGACAAGUUUUACGGAAUCGGCCACCAGAACAAGAUCAGCAACGUCUAUCCAAUGACGAAGGAGGAAUCUCUCGACUUCAUCUCCAAUAUCAUGACGGAGGAAGAGGGCGUGGCGGGAAUGUAAGCGUCUUUACUGUCAGGCUGUCGUCUUUUUUUCCUUUUAAUAUCUGGUUGCAGCAGUUUUGAGUCAGUGACAAGUUCGACGGCAACCUCUAUUCUAUCAAGUAUCGUAAGCGUCUAAUAAGAAAGUGUCGUUCCACUAGUCUUUCGCCGAUCGAACCCGCUUGCCAGACUUGCGUAGACCCAGUGCGUCGCGCUCGUCGGCCUGCUUCGACUUGAAGGCU
Molecule: messenger RNA, 3919 nt
Organism: Phytophthora nicotianae INRA-310
Lineage: Eukaryota; Oomycota; Peronosporomycetes; Peronosporales; Peronosporaceae
Exons: 2
Coding region: 64-3699 (1211 amino acids)
Biological process (GO): mitotic sister chromatid cohesion
Cellular component (GO): chromosome
Molecular function (GO): double-stranded DNA binding; protein binding; ATP hydrolysis activity
Source: RefSeq, a predicted model, not a curated record